Messenger RNA from Acanthosepion pharaonis, 852 nucleotides. The record is from the annotation of a GenBank genome assembly. NCBI's taxonomy places the organism in Eukaryota, Metazoa, Mollusca, Cephalopoda, Sepiida, Sepiidae.
AUGUUAUUUUUAUUGCCUUUGUUCUUUUUUUAUCCUGCUAUCUAUCUAUCUAUCUAUCUAUCUAUCUAUCUAUCUAUCUAUCUAUCUAUCCUUUUAUUAAAUUUUCUUCCUUUCAUUUGUGCUUUCUUUUACUUUUUCACUAAUUUUUUUCGUUGCUUUCAGAAGUACUUUUAUCCUUUUCUUCAUUCAAAUUUAUUUCUUUUUUUCAUUUUUUGUUCUUUUAUUGCUAUCUGUCUAUCUUUUCCUUAUAUUUUUUGGCAUUUUAUUUUAUUUUUUAUCCGUGUUUUAACUUUAGAUCUUUCUUUUUAUUUCUUCAUUCAUUAUGUUUUUAUUUUUUCUGAAGUACUUUCUUUCUUUCUUUCUUUCUUUCUUUCUUUCUUUCUUUCUUUCUUUCUGCUCAGUCCGUCCAAGCGUACUAUAUUUUCCUUUCUUCGCCUUAUUCUUUCUUUUUUUCUUUCUUUCAUUCAUUCUUUCUUUCUUUCUUUCUUUGUUUUCAUAACUGCUUUUAUUUGCUUUGUUUCACUUUUUAUUUAUUCUUCGAUAAAGAUCGUUUUUAGUAUAACCCCCCUCUUUAACGUUAUUUCUUUACUUUCAUUCAUACAUUCAUUCAGCUUUCUUCUUUAUUUUGUUUUUUUUCUGACAUUUUAUCUGAUUUUUCUUUCCCAUCUUUAUUCCAUAUCGUUCUUUCCCCCCCACUUUCCUUCUGUUGUGAUCGAUCUCUUUUUUUUCUUCCCUCAUUGGCUUUAUCUGUUUUUUUUUUUGUUUUUCAUUCGUUACAUUUCUUUCUUUUGGAGCCUGCCUUCCUUCCUUCCAGUUUUUAUACUCUUUAUUAUGGUGUGGUACCAUAAAUAA